Vitis vinifera (wine grape) is the source of this 1825-nucleotide messenger RNA. RefSeq names its product 29 kDa ribonucleoprotein A, chloroplastic. The record is from RefSeq and is a predicted model, not a curated record. The coding region runs from base 155 to 1039 and encodes 294 amino acids. Lineage: Eukaryota; Viridiplantae; Streptophyta; Magnoliopsida; Vitales; Vitaceae. The transcript is spliced from 5 exons. Gene Ontology annotation, molecular function: mRNA binding. Gene Ontology annotation, cellular component: cytosol.
GACCGCGUUUUGAGUGUUGGAAGAAAGAUCUCAAGGUGCCUCCUUAUCCAGUAUAUCUCUAUCGUCUUCAAUCGAAGAGACUGGCAGAGUACGCAGUGUAGUGAGAAAUAGCGAAGCGAGCAGGUAGUGUAGUUCUAAGUUCUAAUAGUGGGUAAUGGCACUACUUCGGCAUCUAUGCUUUCCAUCGACGACCUCGUUUCUAACACCUCAACCACUCCAGAAACCUCUACAUUCUAUUCUCUCUUUCUCUUCUUCUUUCUCUCCUCUCUCUCACGCCCUUCCACUCCGAACCACAAGAAGAAUCAACCUCUUCCACGUCUCUGCUUCAGCCCAAACUCAAUCGCCUCCUCCUGCUUCUCCUUCUACUGCUGUUACCGUUGACACCCCACAGAAUGACGAAGAAGAAGAAUUUUCUCGAACAAGGUUGAUAGCACAGAACAUCCCCUGGACUUGCACUGCCCAAGAUAUCCGGUCUCUGUUCGAGAAGUACGGCACCGUGUUAGACGUUGAGCUUUCGAUGCAUAACAAAACCAGAAACAGGGGUCUGGCGUUCAUCUCAAUGGGCUCACCCGAGGAGGCUCUUGCGGCUCUCUCCAAUCUCGAAUCGUAUGAAUUAGAAGGCCGUGCUAUAAAGGUUAAUUAUGCCAACCCCCAAAAGAAGAAACCUUCUUCUCCUAUACAACACAAGCCAGUGACACCAUACAACCUUUUUAUAGCAAAUUUGCCAUACCAGGCAAGGGCUAAAGAUCUUAGGGAGUUCUUUAGUUCUGGAAACUGUAAUGUUGUCUCUGCAGAAGUUAUUUUUCAUGAAAAUCCUAGACGAUCCUCUGGGUAUGGAUUUGUUUCUUUUGGUUCCAAGGAAGAGGCAGACACCGCACUUUCUUCUUUCCAGGGACAGAUGUUUAUGGGAAGGCCACUUCGAGUUGCUCGUAGUAGAAGAUUUGUGAAACGAGAAAAUAAAAUGAGUGACCAGACUGAAGAUGUAGCAAACCCAUUGAACUCCAAUUCUGAGCAAUCAGGAGAAGGUGAUGACAUCUGAGGAUAUUCCUUGCAAAUAGCGAGGUCUCAUCUGUUGCAGUCAAGCAGGUUCAGGUGUACCCUUAUGCAGCAUUCAGAUCCCGAUGUGCCCAGGGGCUACCAGCUACCACUGAUGCUUGCUGAUAUCCUUGUCUGUUUGCAUAUCAUAUCUUCAAACCAUCCGCGUUUCGCCACAUCAAGGACAGCUGCUUCACUCCUCAAUAUCCCCUGUCCUCGUCAAAAAAUUUGCUGGGCAGCUGAAACAUUAAGAAAUAAGAGAAUGUACACAUCGGGAAGUCACUUGUUUGAUUUCAAAUGGUUUCUAGAAGGUAAUAUAACUCAAGGGAGUCGUCUCACCUGCGUCUUGGGUGAACAAGGUGAUGGUGGACCAACCGAAUACGUGGUGGCCAGUGAAGAGUGUUGUUGGUAAUCACAGUAGAGGGUGAGAUGAGGUGGGAGCAGUUGGCAGAACCCAAUGGGCCCUAACUGCUCCAACCAAACCCACAUGAAAAGUACACACAACUUUGUUGCUUUUUGUGGGUCUGGUAUCUGGUGGGAGUGGGACUCCCACGCUUGAUUUGGGUAAAUCAUACAACCUUUUAUCACUGAAAAGUAUCAUUUCUAUCACGACUUUUGGGUCAUUGGUUUGGUGGAAGUUUUGGAUCAGAUUGGGACUAGCCAUCCUCCUCCGAGAAUAGGAAUUCCAGUCAUCAGUGGAACGGAUGUUGGAGACUUGGUGCUGAAACGUGGUCUAUUACUGGGUUAAUAGAGUUGGUGGCUUUAAAUAAAAGCAAUUAUUCAUGUGCCU